This is a messenger RNA of Hypanus sabinus (Atlantic stingray), 637 nucleotides long. Its product is annotated as insulin-like growth factor II. Gene Ontology annotation, cellular component: extracellular region. The transcript is spliced from 4 exons. NCBI's taxonomy places the organism in Eukaryota, Metazoa, Chordata, Chondrichthyes, Myliobatiformes, Dasyatidae. The coding region runs from base 5 to 637 and encodes 210 amino acids. The record is from RefSeq and is a predicted model, not a curated record. Gene Ontology annotation, molecular function: hormone activity.
CGUAAUGGGAAGGUGUCACACACUCAGCUCCGCAGGGGACUGCCAAGACUCUCCCCUCACACGGAUGAACCCUUUCCAGGCAUCCAGUUCCAUGAAGCCAUUGUGCAUCUUGUUGGUUCUCACUGCGUGCUUGAGGGCUUCGAACUCACGGACAGCGGAGACCCUGUGCGGGGGUGACCUGGUGGAUACUCUGCAGUUCAUCUGUGCGGACAGAGGCUUUUACUUUGUCAGCAAGAUGGGCCGCCGGAGCCGGCAGAACCGAGGGAUUGUGGAGGAGUGCUGCUUCCGUAGCUGUGACCUCCUGAUCCUGGAGACCUACUGCGCCAGCCCGCAGGACGCCGCGCACACAACGCCGCCCACCGCACCGCGCCGCCCACUGCUGCCCCGGAUCGUGGGGAAGCGGUCUCUCGACGUUGAACAGGAGAAUUCACCAGGUCUCGGGACACAGCCAGAGGGGCGCUGGAGCUACGCCAGUCUCGUUUCCGGAGCCAAGCACGGCGCCCGCGGCGGCCAGCGAGGGGGGAAGGCGCGGCGGCGGUCCCAGCACUCACCCCAGCGCUGGACGCGGUCGAGCAGGGCGCCGCGCCCUUUGCGCAGUGACCUGCUCUCCCCCCUCCGACAGACGAAGCCAUUCUGA